Thecamonas trahens ATCC 50062 is the source of this 2991-nucleotide messenger RNA. RefSeq lists its product as uncharacterized. The record is from RefSeq and is a predicted model, not a curated record. The transcript is spliced from 2 exons. Lineage: Eukaryota; Apusomonadida; Apusomonadidae. The coding region runs from base 1 to 2913 and encodes 970 amino acids.
AUGGUCUGGGCCGAGCUUUCACAUACUGGCGUGCCUUGUGCCUCGCUCCGCCUUCCACACGCUCUCGAGGCGAGCAGAGCUCUGGAGGCCGUCCUGGUCGCCCUCCGCGCAGCAGACACAGUGCCGGUGGUUGACUCGGAUGCUGCCGAGCUGCGGGUCUACGGCCUCAACGAGAUGGCGCUGGAAAACGCUGCUGCCCAACUCGCUCCCAUGGGCUUCGCCCUCGGCUCGCCCAGAGCUGUCCCGCUCGACUCGCCCGAGUUUGUGGCUGGCUUGGCGGCCGCGCUUCCGAUGCGCGUCGCUGAGAUCCUUGGCGACGGCCAUGCGCCGCUAGGUGGCUACGUUGUCGGCGACAUGCUUGGCGCGGCGAGGCCCGGUGAGGCGUUCAAAGGUGUGCCUGCUCUGGCAGUGUCAUCGGUUGUCGAUGUCGCGACCGGCGCGGUUCUGCUGGUCCUUACCCCAGUCCGCCUCGGCGUCUCAAAGUGGGUGAAUGAUGCGGCUUCACGCGACGUCAUUGUUGCCCCACUUGCGCUCCGCGCUGUAGUGCAGAAGAGAUGGAGUGAUGGCCGGGUCGAGGUUGUCUUUGAUGACCACGUGACAAGCGUCGUUGACGAGUCGGUGCUGUUUGCGGUCGAUGCCCAGGCAGUCCUUGCCCACGGCAAGCCACCGAUUCUGGGCACCAAUCUUGGCCCGAUCCGCGACACCUUUUCACCUGUACUUGACCCGCGACUGGCAAGUCACGGUCGAGGCAUCCUCCCGCUGCCGUACACCACCAUGCAGUCGUUCACGUCGUCUCGCCUCAAGUCGAGCCGGCCUGGCUCGGCCCGCUCGCGCCGCACACCCGGAACUUCCAGUCGCCCGACCACCCCGGGCACCGCCACCAUGACCUCGCCUGCUCCACUGGGGAGCGAUGCGUGGAAUGCUAGCGAGGCGAUCAGUAGCAAUGGGCAAGAGGAUGGCAAGAGAAAGGACAAGGACAAGGACAAGGCCAAGAGCAAGGACAAGGCCAAGAGCAAGGACAAGGCCAAGAGCAAGGACAAGGCCAAAGCAAAGGCGAAAGCAAAGGCGAAAGCAAAGGCGAAAGCAAAGGCGAAAGCCAAGCGCGCGCUUUCUCGAGGCGAUCGCCCGGCAAAGCGGGCAAAGCUUCUGGACAAUUCUGCGACAAACCAGGCUGGCAAGCGAGCAGGCUCAGGGUCGUACUCAUCGUCAUCGUCGUCAUCGUCGUCCUCGUCAUACGACUCGUACUCGGACUACGAGUCGUACAAAGAUGGUGGAGACGCACCGGCAGUCGGCGCCGGACUGUCAGACCUGGGUGGGGCUGGAGACGAUGUGGCAAGCGUAGGCAUGACCGACCUCACAGGGCCCGUCUUCAACCUCGGGCACCAGUUGGCACGCGAGCCGUGGCUCUCAGCUGCUCUUCUGUAUGAGCUGAGCCGGACUCGCGACACGGUGGUGAAGCAGACGGCGGCAUCGCUGUGGGUGGCUGCCGCCAAGCUGACAUCGAGCACGCCAUCAGGUAGAGGCGGCGAGGCGAGCCACGCCAAAGCUGCAUUGCUGCAACACCACCCUGUUCCGUCGUCGGUUGUCGACGUCAGCGUUUACGCGCCGAUCCUGGGCGAGGUGAUGGCCAGGAUGGAGCCGCAGGCUCGGGCACGGUUGUUGCCUGCUCUCGGCUCUGCGGUCGAGGCCCAAGUCCGGAUGCUGUUUGCACCUUACCCGCUCGCCGGAACGCUGGGCCGCUCAACGACAGCCGUCGGAUGGCAGACUGCCGCCAAGCAGAUCGCGCAGGCGGCGCCGUCAAGCGGCGCCACCAGCGCAAUGCACAACCCGGACCCCACAUGUGGGCCAGUCACCGUUGGCUACGCAGAGAGCUGGAUCGAGACCGAUCCCAACUUGCUUGAGCUCUGGUCGUCGGCAAUGCUGGAGCCGCUCGCUGGUGCUGUAGGCGCACGGUAUGUGGUGCUAGCGCCGUCCGCUGAAUCGCUUUGGCGGCGGGCACUGGCACUCGGUCGGAAUGCCGCCUGCGAGUACGAGACCGCGCGGCUGGGCACUCUAGCUCCGAUUCAGCUCGACGCGCCGGGGCUCUCCAGUGCGGGAGGCGUUGCAACACUUGAGACUGGGAGCGUCGAUGACUACCUCAAAUCGCUGAGUACUGCACUUGGUGCAGUUCGGGGUGCCGAGACAGGCGGUGAGCCUGCUGUUGUCCUUGUGGUCAACGCCUUCCCCGAGGCGAUGCUGCCAGCGGCGAAGCUCUGGGCCUGCAUCGGUGCCGCGGUAGGGGACCAGGCCGUGGUGCGAGUUGUGCCGCUGGCGGCAGUGUGCGAACCGAGCAGCGGCAAGUAUGCCCUCGCUCUGGCGCACGAUGUGUACGCCAGCGUGGGUGCGAGCUCGCCACGUGCGUGUGGCGGCGGCCUGGUGACAGACCACUGGCGCCCGGCAAUCGCCGCUCCUACGCUCCGCGACCGUGUUGUCGUCGUUGCUGUUGCGGCCACCAUCCGGUCUGGCCAAGUCGCUGUCGUCGCUACCGACGGUGAGGGCACUCUCGCCGUUCACGGUGUUGUUGCCGCCGCAAACUGCGGCGAGCUGGCGCCGGCUCUUGUGGCCAAGGUCGCUGAGGCCAAGUGGCAGCCUGGCUCGGCCUUUACCGCCGUCGCUGUUCAGGCUGCGCAGCGCGGCGGCUCAACAGGCCUCCCAAGCCUCGCCUCACUCGACUUUGGACGUGAUUGCCAGCAUUGCACCGGCGCCGUCUUUGUAGGCGGUCACGUCGUGGCUGUCAAGCCUGAAUCCGACGCAGACCUUGUCUCUCGGCUCCUCGCACCGCGGCCGUCGCCGAGCACGCCAACCGUGACCACGCCGCAGCCGCCCCUCGUCGCCCUCCUCGAUCACCUCGCGGUUCUCGGCUCUGUGGCGUGAUAAAGUCUCGACUUGUGACAGUAUGCAGCCUCUGAUCGAGACAGGCGAGUCGAUGUGAACAGGAGAGGAAACAUGAAC